AUGGCUUUUCCUGCCUUACUACAAUUCCCUGCCUUCACUCUCCCUUGCCCUCAUCUCUCUCCCUUGCCCUCAUCUCUCUCCCUUGCCCUCAUCUCUCUCCCUUGCCCUCAUCUCUCUCCCUUGCCCUCAUCUCUCUCCCUUGCCCUCAUCUCUCUCCCUUGCCCUCAUCUCUCUCCCUUGCCCUCAUCUCUCUCCCUUGCCCUCAUCACUCUCCCUUGCCCUCAUCACUCUCCCUUGCCCUCAUCUCUCUCCCUUGCCCUCAUCUCUCUCCCUUGCCCUCAUCACUCUCCCUUGCCCUCAUCACUCUCCCUUGCCCUCAUCUCUCUCCCUUGCCCUCAUCACUCUCCCUUGCCCUCAUCACUCUCCCUUGCCCUCAUCUCUCUCCCUUGCCCUCAUCUCUCUCCCUUGCCCUCAUCUCUCUCCCUUGCCCUCAUCACUCUCCCUUGCCCUCAUCACUCUCCCUUGCCCUCAUCUCUCUCCCUUGCCCUCAUCUCUCUCCCUUGCCCUCAUCACUCUCCCUUGCCCUCAUCACUCUCCCUUGCCCUCAUCACUCUCCCUUGCCCUCAUCUCUCUCCCUUGCCCUCAUCACUCUCCCUUGCCCUCAUCACUCUCCCUUGCCCUCAUCUCUCUCCCUUGCCCUCAUCUCUCUCCCUUGCCCUCAUCACUCUCCCUUGCCCUCAUCACUCUCCCUUGCCCUCAUCUCUCUCCCUUGCCCUCAUCUCUCUCCCCUUAGUUGUCUCUCCCUUGCCCUCAUCACUCUCCCUUGCCCUCAUCACUCUCCCUUGCCCUCAUCACUCUCCCUUGCCCUCAUCACUCUCCCUUGCCCUCAUCACUCUCCCUUGCCCUCAUCUCUCUCCCUUGCCCUCAUCACUCUCCCUUGCCCUCAUCACUCUCCCUUGCCCUCAUCUCUCUCCCUUGCCCUCAUCUCUCUCCCUUGCCCUCAUCUCUCUCCCUUGCCCUCAUCUCUCUCCCUUGCCCUCAUCUCUCUCCCUUGCCCUCAUCUCUCUCCCUUGCCCUCAUCACUCUCCCUCGCCCUCAUCUCUCUCCCUUGCCCUCAUCACUCUCCCUUGCCCUCAUCUCUCUCCCUUGCCCUCAUCACUCUCCCUUGCCCUCAUCUCUCUCCCUUGCCCUCAUCUCUCUCCCUUGCCCUCAUCUCUCUCCCUUGCCCUCAUCUCUCUCCCUUGCCCUCAUCUUUCUCCCUUGCCCUCAUCUCUCUCCCUUGCCCUCAUCUCUCUCCCUUGCCCUCAUCUCUCUCCCUUGCCCUCAUCUCUCUCCCUUGCCCUCAUCUCUCUCCCUUGCCCUCAUCACUCUCCCUUGCCCUCAUCACUCUCCCUUGCCCUCAUCUCUCUCCCUUGCCCUCAUCUCUCUCCCUUGCCCUCAUCUCUCUCCCUUGCCCUCAUCUCUCUCCUUUGCCCUCAUCUUUCUCCCUUGCCCUCAUCUCUCUCCCUUGCCCUCAUCUCUCUCCCUUGCCCUCAUCUCUCUCCCUUGCCCUCAUCUCUCUCCCUUGCCCUCAUCUCUCUCCCUUGCCCUCAUCACUCUCCCUUGCCCUCAUCUCUCUCCCUUGCCCUCAUCUCUCUCCCUUGCCCUCAUCUCUCUCCCUUGCCCUCAUCUUUCUCCCUUGCCCUCAUCUCUCUCCCUUGCCCUCAUCUCUCUCCCUUGCCCUCAUCUCUCUCCCUUGCCCUCAUCUCUCUCCCUUGCCCUCAUCUCUCUCCCUUGCCCUCAUCACUCUCCCUUGCCCUCAUCACUCUCCCUUGCCCUCAUCUCUCUCCCUUGCCCUCAUCUCUCUCCCUUGCCCUCAUCUCUCUCCCUUGCCCUCAUCUCUCUCCUUUGCCCUCAUCUUUCUCCCUUGCCCUCAUCUCUCUCCCUUGCCCUCAUCUCUCUCCCUUGCCCUCAUCUCUCUCCCUUGCCCUCAUCUCUCUCCCUUGCCCUCAUCUCUCUCCCUUGCCCUCAUCACUCUCCCUUGCCCUCAUCACUCUCCCUUGCCCUCAUCUCUCUCCCUUGCCCUCAUCACUCUCCCUUGCCCUCAUCUCUCUCCCUUGCCCUCAUCUCUCUCCCUUGCCUUCAUCUCUCUCCCUUGCCCUCAUCUCUCUCCCUUGCCCUCAUCUCUCUCCCUUGCCCUCAUCUCUCUCCCUUGCCCUCAUCUCUCUCCCUUGCCCUCAUCUCUCUCCCUUGCCCUCAUCUCUCUCCCUUGCCCUCAUCUCUCUCCCUUGCCCUCAUCUCUCUCCCUUGCCCUCAUCUCUCUCCCUUGCCCUCAUCUCUCUCCCUUGCCCUCAACUCUCUCCCUUGCCCUCAUCUCUCUCCCUUGCCCUCAUCUCUCUCCCCUGCCCUCUCUCUCCCCUGCAAGCUCCUCGACUCACCUGGAGACUCGACAUGCCUCCAGUGAUGUGCUCCGCCGCCAUCACCUUCACCGCCAUCACCUGCACCUCUCGCACCUGCACCUCUCGCACCUGCACCUCUCGCACCUGCACCUCUCGCCCCUGCACCUCUCGCCACCUGCACCUCUCGCCACCUGCACCUCUCACCCCUGCACUUAAAUGGCUGCAAGCUGAUGAAGCCCGCACCGCAGGCAGUGGGAGAAGUCGGGCGAGAGCUCGCACAAUGGGGCCCGCGCAAUGGGGCUCGCGCAAUGGGGCCCGCGCAAUGGGGCUCGCGCAAUGGGGCUCGCGCAAUGGGGCUCGCGCAAUGGGGCUCGCGCAAUGGGACCCGCGCAAUGGGGCUCGCGCAAUGGGGCUCGCGCAAUGGGGCUCGCGCAAUGGGGCUCGCGCAAUGGGGCUCGCGCAAUGGGGCUCGCGCAAUGGGGCUCGCGCAAUGGGGCUCACGCAAUGGGGGCUGUUGAGCCGCGGGCUGUUGGGCCGCGGGCAGUUGGGGUGGCGGUUGGGCGGUGGGGCGGACGGGGGGAUCGGCGGCGGGGGUCUCACAGCAGUUGCCCAUGCCGCCACGCGCCCCUUUUAA
Closterium sp. NIES-65 is the source of this 2952-nucleotide messenger RNA. Lineage: Eukaryota; Viridiplantae; Streptophyta; Zygnematophyceae; Desmidiales; Closteriaceae. The record is from the annotation of a GenBank genome assembly.